Molecule: messenger RNA, 1500 nt
Organism: Neoarius graeffei (lesser salmon catfish)
Lineage: Eukaryota; Metazoa; Chordata; Actinopteri; Siluriformes; Ariidae
Product: afadin- and alpha-actinin-binding protein B
Exons: 12
Coding region: 1-1350 (449 amino acids)
Source: RefSeq, a predicted model, not a curated record
AUGAGGAGGGUCCGCUGUGGUGACAGUCGAAGCCCCUGCCGACACGAGCAGAUGCCAGAAUGCCUUGUGAUCUUCCUGCUAGGCCAGCAUCAAGAGGCCCAGAGCACUCAAGUGUUGCUGCAGGUCAGUUCUUCAUGCAGUGCUGCUUCCAACAGGACUCUCCGAGAAGAGCCAGACACAUCACUUCAGGAGCAGCUGAUGGAAAGGGAUCAGUACAUCACUAGGCUACAAGAUGCACUUCAAAAUGAGAGAGAGAAGAGCUCCAAGUUGCAGUCUCGUUUUAACCAGCAGGCCGUUGAACUAAAACGCAGAGAGCAGCUCGUCAACAGGAUGAGGGAGAAGCUCUCCCAGUUUACAGACAGAUACCGAGACCGGGGAGUGUCUAUAGAGGUCAUAAACACACUUCCUAAGCCAUCAGGACAGAGAGAGUCUGCGCUCAGGACUGCACAGCCUGAUGAGAGGAAAGAGGAGGCUCUGAGAUUGAUGCUGGAGAGGAGGGAGGCUGAGCUCAGGGAGGCCAUGAAGCUGCGUCACAGCCUCACGACGCUACUGCACGCGCUGAGAACUGAUAUGCAGCAGACUUUAAAGGAGAUCAUGGACUCUAAGGAGGAGCAGAAGAUGGACACAGGUAGGCUGGUCCAAUCAGAGCAGUUCCUUGGUGAUCAUGUGACGGGGGGUGUGUUUCUGGAGUGGACGCAUGUGCAGCAGAGGCUGAGGGAGCUGCAGUCGCAAACUGCGGUGAGAACGGACCAGGAGAAGCUCCUGGCUCAGCUUGUAGAAGAGCUUGAGCAGAGUAGAGAGCUGGUCCGAGUACAGCAGGAGCUCCUGCAGUCCAGCGCAGCUGAUCCUCUCCCAGACCCACUGAUCGACUCCUACUAUCUGGAGGAGUGGGAGCGGCUUCAGGACAAGUGGGCAGAGUUUAAAAGACAGAAGCGGAGCUUCCAGCAUGAGAGGCAGGCCUUCACCGACGCCGCAAUCCGAUUGGGCCGUGAGAAAUGUGAGUUUGAGCAGCAGAAGGCCUCUCUGAUAAAACGGCAGUUUCUCAGCACAUCUCCAGUUAUGAAGACUUCACACUCCAACAGGAGAGAGAGCACAGCACUGAGUGACCUGCGAAUGAUGGCUCCAGAUCAGUUGUCUCUCUCCCCCUGUCUCACUCCAUCCUCUGAGGGGUCAGAGGUCAUGCCCUGGUCAGGGCAAAAUACAAGAAUGACCCCUGAGCUCUACUGUGCCCUUCAGUUGCCAUUUUACUGCAGGGAAAGCGCCAGUCUUCCAUCUGAGACUUGGAUGAAGGAGACACGGAGAGGUGAUUUCAGCCGUGAUGGACAAAACGUGCUCAACUGGCCAUUUUAAAGAGUGUGUGUGAGCGAGAGAGGCUACACUUUAAAGUCCUUUAACCCCCCCCCCCCCCCCCCCCCAAAGAAGCUACUGUUUUAUAUCUUUUAUAAUCUUGUAUUUUUCUGUACACUGUAUCUCUCAUAUCCCUGUCCUGUAUUACUACUU